Orbicella faveolata is the source of this 560-nucleotide messenger RNA. RefSeq lists its product as uncharacterized. The record is from RefSeq and is a predicted model, not a curated record. Lineage: Eukaryota; Metazoa; Cnidaria; Anthozoa; Scleractinia; Merulinidae.
UCCAAAUGUGACAUUUAUUGCAGUAACAAAAAAAUAGCUUCAUUUUCAUUGUUGCUAAACAAAAUUUCACAUUCCAUUAUCUGAGUCAUUCAGUUUUAUUUUUGGCUCAUUUAUUUUCAUAUGUUCAAUUAUCUUGAUUCUCAAUUAUCUGGACUAUUCAGCCGAGUCCCCACAAGUCCAUAUAAUCUAUGUUCGACUGUAUAUUAAAAAAUGAGUUUACAUUGUAUUGAUGCAUAAAUUUGUAUUUCAGACCUUGUCAUGACUGAGGUUGUCAGCUCAUUUGUUGCGGGGCACUCAGGGCAGUGGCGAGAAAAAUGGUGGACAGACAUGUGUCCAAGUGCACAACCAACGUGAUUUUAGUGCAGAAUAAAGAAGCCGACAAACAGCCAAAGGAAGUGUAUGACCAACUUCUUGCACCAUUUUCUGAGGAAGGGGAUCUCAUCUUUGACAUUGGCAGUGGAAAUGGAAAUGGAUUUUUGGCUGGAUUAAGCAUGAAAAGGCCAUCAGGUUACAUUGACCAGUGGACAGAUGAAAAUGCUCAGUGGCAUCUCCUAGAGGAU